Molecule: messenger RNA, 1654 nt
Organism: Aspergillus neoniger CBS 115656
Lineage: Eukaryota; Fungi; Ascomycota; Eurotiomycetes; Eurotiales; Aspergillaceae
Product: NmrA family NAD(P)-binding protein
Exons: 2
Coding region: 257-1315 (352 amino acids)
Source: RefSeq, a predicted model, not a curated record
CGCAUUGACUCAAUUUCCCAUUCUGGGAGGCCACCUGACCCGACUCCAGAUCUGCUCGACUGCCCGACUUAGACUUACUUCGUGUUCGUCCGCUGGUCACUUUUCCUCCCCUGCUUUACUUUUACCCCGCAUACUUUUUUCUUCAUCUUUUUUUUACUUUUUAAAUCCCCCCCCCUUCUACCAUAUUCUCCUCCUACCGCGGAGAAUUAUCUCUUGCACCCGCAUUCACAAUACAUCCCCCCUCCCACUAUAACUCAUGACACAACAAAGAAAGACCAUUGCCGUGGUGAACGCUACGGGUCGCCAGGCGGCGUCUCUGAUCCGUGUCGCUUCGGCAGUGGGCCACCAUGUUCGCGCUCAGAUCCAUUCGCUCAAAGGCCUCAUCGCGGAGGAAUUACAAACCCUGCCCAAUGUCACUCUCUUCCAGGGCCCCCUUCUGGGCAACACAGAGCUGAUGGACUCCCUGUUCCAAGGGGCCAAUCUUGCGUUCAUCAACACCACCUCCCAGUCUGGCGACGAAGUUGCGAUCGGACGCGCCUUGGCCGAUGCCGCCAAGCGAGCAGGAACCAUUCAACACUACGUCUAUAGCAGUAUGCCCGACCACUCUGUGCAUGGACCGUGGCCUCCGGUGCCCCUUUGGGCUCCCAAGUUCACCGUGGAGAAUUACAUUCGUCAACUCGGUCUGCCCUCGACUUUCGUCUACGCCGGAAUCUACAACAACAACUUUACAAGUCUACCAUACCCCCUCUUCCAGAUGGAGCUGAUGCAGGACGGAAGCUUUGAGUGGCACGCACCUUUCGACCCGGAUAUUCCUCUCCCCUGGCUGGAUGCUGAGCAUGAUGUGGGACCGGCGCUGCUGCAGAUCUUCAAGGAUGGGCCCAAGAAGUGGAAUGGUCAUCGGAUCGCCCUCACAUUCGAGACGCUCUCCCCGAACCAGGUCUGUGCGGCAUUUUCGCGCGCUCUCGGUCGCCCAUGCCGCUACGUUCGCGUGCCCAAGGUCGAAGUCAAGGUCAACAUCCCGCCCGGCUAUCGGGAACAAUUGGAAGCCAUUGAGGUGGUGUUUGGACAGUGCGAUGCACCCUACUUCCCGCAGCCCGAAUUCUCCCGCCCUGCGGCCGGGUCGCCGAAGGGCCUGGGCCCAGCCAAUGGCAAAGGUGCGGGUGCGGGUAUGAUGCAGGGUCCCGGAGGGGUCAUAUCAUUGCGUGUUACGGAUGAGGCCCGGCACCUGUGGCAGGGCUGGCGAGACAUGGAGGAAUACGCGCGCGAAGUCUUCCCUGUGGAAGAGGAAGCGAACGGGCUGGACUGGAUGUUGUGAUGGCGCGAUCUGACGUGCUGUGUUGCACUCCGGUGAGCGAUGGGGAGGGCAGCCGCAAGGUCAAUUCAGCGAUGGGCGCGAUUGGCUCGAUAAAGAGGUUACAUCGAUUGUCUGAGCGCAAGCCGAAACCGGCCGGUUGUCCUGUCCCUCACUCCCACCGCUGCGUUCAGUGCUCUCUGGUUUUCCUUCAAUUUCUUUUCAUUUCUGAGUUUUUUAUUUCAUGCAUUACUGGCGAACUGGCCUGGGUCUUAUCUUUGGGAGACGGAAAAAUUAUACCAUAAUGGGAAAGACGAAGACGCAGGAGUGGUUGUCAUGAUGGGGCCCAUUUCAUCUCAUCUC